Pseudocercospora fijiensis CIRAD86 is the source of this 2025-nucleotide messenger RNA. RefSeq lists its product as uncharacterized. The coding region runs from base 1 to 2025 and encodes 674 amino acids. NCBI's taxonomy places the organism in Eukaryota, Fungi, Ascomycota, Dothideomycetes, Mycosphaerellales, Mycosphaerellaceae. The transcript has a single exon. The record is from RefSeq and is a predicted model, not a curated record.
AUGGCUGCGCCUCCCGUUCCUGCCGUUUGCGCACCACCGCACACCACCGCACCUGCACCAGUAACAUCGUUUUCGUCCAUAUCCACAUUGUCGAGCGCUCCAUUGAGCUCGCAGACUCCAUCAGCUCCCAUCAGCACUGCGUCGUCGAGCAAGCGCGUGAUCAGCGGCGGACUGAAAGGUGUUCGCGAUUCCGACUCGGAAUCUGAUGGCAGUGAUGAUGAUCUGGCAGAUGUGUCCACCUUUUUCGCGAACAAGAGACCCAAGCUUUCGCCUGCUGUCGAAGCAGGACCAAGCAAGAUCGCACCCAGCACCGCCAAGUGUUCUGCGCAGAGUGAGAGACAUAGACAAAAAGGAGUGAAAAAGAAGCUGCAGUCGCGCAUCUCCUCGCCCCCGAGGAGAACAUUUAAGAGUCUGUCGAGCUUGGCUAGACAGAGUGAGGAAUGGCAGCUGUCUGAGGCAAAGAUCGCCAGCCUUGAACAAGCCGUGGCAGACCUAGACCGGAAGGAAAAGGAGGAGGAGGAGACCGACGCGCUGGAACAAGAUGCGGAUGGCGACGCCUUGGUGGCUGCCGCUGGCAGUGACGAUGAGAAUCGCGAAAGGAUGAUUAUAGCUCUGGAAAGGACUGAGGCGCUUCAUGAACCUAAUCGAUACCACUUCUUUCUCGACAACCGGCCACAAUUUCCCGAUACUCCAUUUCCGGUGGAAUCACUCCCAAACGAGCCGUGGGCAAAUUUGUACAAGAGUGAGAACUCUCGAAGGCAAGCCUGUAUUACUGGAUUUGCGGCUGAAGUGGCCGCUUAUCGCCCGCUGCCUGUAGCCGUAACAAAUUGGCUUGCACAGCAGCUGCUUCACGAACGGGACGAGGUGCUCUGCGAAGCCUACGUAGGCAUACUUGAAGUCGCAAGCCAGGACCAUACAUCCGUAUCAGACACGAUAGCGUCGUUGUCAUCGAUGUACAAGACACGAUCAUUCUUCGAAAAUGGCUCCAAGGAACAGGUCCGAAAAGGUCUACCUCCUGGACUGAGAUAUAUGAUGCGCGUCGUUCAAGUUUGCGCACCUGCAUCGGACAGUAUUGUGCCGGACGCAGCGCCCUCAAUGACGACCGCAGCCUUCUUAGACCUCGCUAUGAUCAACAUCGAUGAGCAUGUCAAGCAAACCAUCGGCCUUUCUUACGAAGUCGCAUCCUGCAUUGAAAAGAUGCUCGCCGACCUGUCCGAACAAGCAUUCAAAAUGCUCGUCACCGAAGCCAUUGGCACCCUUUUCUUACCCGACCAUCUCAACACUCUAAUACGAUGUCGAAUCAUCGCCUCACUUCCUGCCGGCACUGACCGUUCCUACCGCCUACGCCGCCGUCUCGCCCUAGAAUGCUUCUCCACCACCCCCUCCCGAAAAACCGCAGAAACCCAAGACUGGCUCCACUCAAUCCUCACAACCCUCCACUCCGCCCCCGAAUUCUCAAUGUCCGAACGCACAGAUUUCAACCUCCUCCUCACAAUGAUCGAUAUCCUCGACAUCGCAAUCUCCUCCGGCUUCACCCCAUGGUCCGACCUCCAUCCCCCAACCUCAGACUCCUCUCGACCCACACGACAACCCUUACCUUUCUCCACCACCACCACCGCAGCAACAACACCUGCUGCAAAGCUCCACAACACCCAAAUCGACGCCAUCGUCUCGGAAUUAAACUACAUCGCGUCCAGAAUCCGCGAUGCCGGCACGACGCACUUACGUCGAACAGAAGUUAAAAGUGCGACGGAGAGGUUAAUCGCAAGGUUAGAAUGCUCUGUGAGGACGAAAAUGAAACCGAAGAAGAACGUUUUUGGGGGAACAGUGUUACGGCAGGCGAAAUUCGGGAAACCCCCGGUGGUUCCGGUUCCGGUUCCUGCGAAAGCUGAAGGGGAGGAGGAGGUUCCAAGAAAUGGUGAGGGUGGUGAUGGUGGGAAAGAAGAAAGUGAUGAUGGGGAUAGGGAAGAUUCCGAGGAAUUUCAGACUUGUGUUGAGUUUAAUACACAGUCACUGUCACAGUAG